Molecule: messenger RNA, 4062 nt
Organism: Chrysochloris asiatica (Cape golden mole)
Lineage: Eukaryota; Metazoa; Chordata; Mammalia; Afrosoricida; Chrysochloridae
Gene: CCDC171
Product: coiled-coil domain containing 171
Exons: 25
Coding region: 1-4005 (1334 amino acids)
Source: RefSeq, a predicted model, not a curated record
AUGAGUUUUAAUUGUUCAAGUAAUUCUGCCGGUGAUCUCCAAAGAUUAAAGAAUGCUUCAUCUGAUGUGAAACAAAUGAUUAAAAGUGAAACAGACUUGGAUGUUACUGCAGAUCUCAGAAAGAAACUCCAUCGGGCAAAGAAAGAAAAAUUAGAAAUAACAACUAAGCACAAUGCAGAGUUGGCGAGUUAUGAGAGCCAGAUUGCCAAGCUGCGAUCUGAGGUUGAAAAAGGAGAAGCACUACGACAAAGUCUGGAAUAUGACUUGGCUGUUGCUAGAAAAGAGGCUGGUCUUGGAAGACGGGCUGCUGAAGAAAAAUUAGCCGAGGCACAGAGGAUUCAAGAAAAACUCCGUGCUCAGAAUUCAGAACUUCAAGGAAAGGCAAAUGAAAUGGAGAAAGUAUUUCAGACUUCGCAGCAGAAAUGGCAAGAAGAAUGUAGAAGAUUUGAACAAGAUUUGGAAGAAAGAGACAAUAUAAUUCAGAAUUGCAAUAGAGAUUGUGAUUUACUUAUGAAAGAUAAAAGCAGACUGGAGAAAAUGCUACAGGAGGCAUUGGCCACACAUCAGCAGGAGAAGAAUGAGAUGGAGUCUCAUGUCCGGGAGGCAGCGCUGGAGGAGUUUAGAUUACAAGCAGAACAAUGGGAAGCAGAAAGAAGAGAGUUACAAUUGAUAGUACAGGAACAAGAUAAUGCGGUACAAAAUAUGCACAAGAAAGUUGAAAAGCUGGAGGGAGAACACAUGGAGUGCUCUGACCUCUUACGGAGACAAACCAGUGAACUGGACUUCAGUACUCAACGUGAAGAACGCCUGAGAAAAGAAUUCGAGGCAACUACUCUGCGAGUGAGGAAAUUAGAAGAAAAUAUUGAAGCGGAAAGAGCAGCACAUUUGGAAUCAAAAUUUAACUCUGAAAUUAUCCAGUUACGGAUUCGAGACCUCGAAGGAGCUCUACAAGUAGAAAAGGCCAGCCAAGCAGAAGCCGUUGCUGAUUUGGAAAUGAUAAAAAAUGAAUUCAAAGAAGUUGAAAGUGCGUAUGAACGAGAAAAGCAUAAUGCACAAGAGAGCUUUGCAAAACUAAAUAUACUGGAAAGAGAGUAUUUCUCCAAAAACAAGAAAUUAAAUGAAGAGAUCGAGGAACAGAAGAAAGUAAUUAUGGACCUUUCAAAGAGACUUCAGUAUAAUGAAAAAAGUUGCAGUGAAUUACAGGAAGAACUGGUAAUGGCUAAGAAGCACCAGGCCUUCCUUGUCGAGACUUGUGAAAAUAAUGUGAAAGAAUUGGAGUCGAUCUUGGACAGCUCUUCUGUGCCGGGCCAGUGGGCAUCAGGCAUCCACAAGGACAAAGAUAAACCUCCCAGCUUCUCUGUUGUCCUUGAGACUUUGAGGCGUACCUUGACAGAUUACCAGAACAAGCUGGAAGAUGCAUCUAAUGAGCUAACCAGCAUGAAUGAUGCUAAGGAAAAGAUAUCUAAUGAACUUAAUGCUACCAAACACAAGAUUGAGUCUCACACUAAAAAUACAAAGGACUUUCAGGAUAAACUGGCUGAUGCCAACAAAGAGUUAAGUCAUUUCCGCACUAAGUGUGCAGACAGGGAUGCUCUGGUAAGCACUUUGAAAAUGGAACUACAAAACGUGCUGCACUGUUGGGAGAAAGAGAAGACGCGGGCAGCCCAAUGUGAAGGCGAACUCCAGAAGCUAUCCCAGGCUUUCCACAAGGAUGCUGAGGAGAAGCUAACCUUCCUUCAUACCUUGUAUCAGCACUUGGUAGCAGGCUGUGUGCUCAUAAAACAACCAGAAGGCAUGCUGGAUAAAUUCUCCUGGUCUGAGCUUUGUGCAGUCUUGCAGGAGAAUGUUGAUGCCCUGAUCACAGAUCUCAACAGGGCUAAUGAGAAGAUAAGUCAUCUAGAAUAUAUCUGUAAAAACAAGUCGGACACAAUGCGAGAACUCCAGCAGACCCAGGAGGACACCUUUACCAAGGUGGCGGAGCAGAUCAAAGCCCAGGAGAGCUGCUGGCAUCAACAAAAGAAGGAGCUGGAGCGGCAGUACUCGGAACUCCUGUUGGAGGUGCAGAAGAGGGCUCAGAGAUUCCAAGAAAUUGCUGAAAAGAAUAUGGAAAAAUCGAACCUUAUAGAGAAGUCUCAUGAACAGUUGGUUCUUGAAAAUUCACACUUUAAAACCAUGCUAUCGCAGACUCACAGGGAGCAGGCGUCCCUGCUGGCAGCCUGUGCCCUGAUGGCUGGCGCCUUAUACCCCCUCUACAGCCGCUCAUGUGCCUUGUCUACCCAGCGAGAUUUUCUUCAGGACCAAGUCAACACCUUUGAGAUGUUGAAGUUGGAAAUUAGAACUAUAGCGCAGGCUUUGUCCACCGUAGAGGAAAAGAAGCAAGAGGAAGCCAAGACGAAGAAAAGAGUCUUCAAAGCACUGAUACGUGUAUUCCGAAAAGGUGUCAUUGCAGUUCUGGCAGCCAACAGACUCAAGAUUCUGGGCCAGUCAUGCGCCUCUCUCUUUACCUGGAUGGAGAAUUUCAAAGAAGGCAUAGGCAUGCUAGUGUGUACAGGAGAACCCAAAGACAAGCAGACGUUUCCAAAACAUCAAAAGGAGCAGUUACGUUGUUUACAAGCACUCAGUUGGCUCACCAGUUCUGACCUUCUUGUUGCAAUCACCAGUUCUAUGGUUGAAUUACAGGAGGUUAUUAGUAAAACAGAUCCAAAUUCCAGAAUUUGUGGACAUUUACUCAUAGGCGCUGCUAAGAAUUCUUUUGCAAAGCUUAUGGAUAAAAUUAGCCUGGCAAUGGAGAGCAUACCUCUGCACAGUCGGGGUAUUACGUACAUAGAAAAAGAUUCCCUGGUUCAGAGGUUGGCCCGCGGACUUCAUAAAGUCAACACGGUGGCCCUGAAAUGUGGUCUGCGGGGUCAUGUGCCCAUUAUGAAAAGCACAACAUCACUACAGAAGCAAAUCUUUGGAUUUACACAAAGGCUGCAUGCAGCUGAGGUGGAGCGUCGCUCACUGCGCCUAGAGGUCACAGAAUUCAAACGAAGCGUGAAUGAAAUGCAAAAGGAACUUGACAAAGCUCAGAGUCUCCAAAUGCAGUUAAAUGAAUUUAAACAGUCUAAACUGAUCACCCAUGAAAAGUUUGAAAGUGCCUGUGAAGAACUGAAUAAUGCAUUGCUUCGGGAACAGCAGGCCCAGAUGCUAUUGAAUGAGCAGGCACAACAACUGCAAGAGUUGAAUUAUAGACUUGAAUUGCAUUCCAGUGAGGAAGCUGACAAAAACCAAACUCUUGGAGAAGCUGUGAAGAGUCUCUCCGAGGCAAAGAUGGAGCUGAGAAGAAAAGAUCAAUCUCUGCGUCAGCUCAAUAGACAUCUUACCCAGCUGGAGCAGGACAAGCGUCGGCUGGAGGAGAACAUCCGCGAUGCAGAGAGUGCCCUCCGCAUGGCAGCCAAAGACAAAGAAUGUGUUGCUAAUCACAUGAGAACAGUAGAAAAUAUGCUUCAUCAGGUCAGAGAUCAAAUCUCACUGUCACGGACUGCGGCAAGUAGGAAUGACUUCGCCCUACAGCUUCCCAAACUGCACCUGGAGACCUUUGCAAUGGAGGGGCUCAAGGGCGGGCCAGAGGUGGUAGCGUGCCAGGCUAUGAUUAAAAGUUUCAUGGAUGUGUACCAGCUUGCAAGCGCGAGAAUCGCUACAAUGGAAAAGGAGAUGAUAUCUCAUCGAAAUCACAUUGUCGCCUUGAAAUCAGAACUUCAUUCUGCUUGUUUACGGGAAAAUGAAAGUUUACAAUCAGCAGGAUCACGAGACCAUUCAAAUCUCUCUGUUCCUUCAAGAGCCACGCUUCCUGCUGACGCAAUUGUUGUUGAGGAUUUUUUGCCAUUGAAAGCUGAACUUGAUUCAACUUACACUUUCUUCAAGGAGACAUUUAUGAACACUGUACCCCAUGUUCUGACCUCAUCUCACUCCUCUCCAGUGACUGUGUCUGCUAAUGCCAAAAGGCCAACUCAGAUUGGAUUAUGACUUGAUGCAAUAAAAAAAUGGAGGAAGAGUUAGCAGUACAAUUCAAAUGGUUUUGAA